AUGUGGGGGGGAGAAGCAGAGAACCCUCAGAAAAACUCCUUCUUGAGCCGCCUGGAGCUGCGUUUUUUAUUGAAUCCCCGGCGUGACCAAAUACUCUCACUCUCACGGUCAUCGCUGUUGCCCCUCCCGUGCAGUGCAGCUCCAACUUUGAAUUCUGGGGUUGUACGACUUCAUCGAGCACCCGAAAGCGUCACUAAAGAUUCCCGCCUGACUGUAUACCCCGCAGACGUGCACCCUCAGAAGCCUGCGGCGGCCACGCAUCAGCAGUUUCUCUUACCCAAAGACGUGCGCCUCGCCCACAUCUCCGCUGUCGAGACGCCGAAAUAUCCGCCUCCAGUAGUGCGGAAUAAGGGAGGAGCAGAGGAACAUGUUCAGCAGGCUGAUGCAAUUCCGUCUCUCGCACCUGAAGUUCAUCUCCAUUCUGAUGAAUUGAGUCCAAGCACUUCCGUUGGGGGCAGCAAGCAAACGCACUUCAGCCCCUUUGCCUUCUUGCAGGAGUCACCCGUACCGAGUACAGUUAUUUUGAUCGUCGUGGGCACCGCUCUUCUCCUGUUGCUGAUCGUCAUUGCCAUUAUCAGUCAUUAUGCCCUCGCAAGUCGCUCGUCAGCGCGGCGAGGAAGCGUUGGGUACCCCAGACAGCAGCAAUACAACAGCCAAUCUGACCCAUGCGAGACCUCAGUGCCGGCGUUCAAUCCAGACGUGUUCUCGGCUGCUGUUGCUGCAAGUCGCCAGUUCUCCCCCUUAAAUUCCUUCAAUUCUUUGUACAACUUACCCCCCGGGUUUAUCGAGCGCAAGACUCCAAGGGAGAUUGAGUACGAGAGGCGCGUGAUGAACACCCGUCUGGCGCCGCAUUCCGAUUCGCCUCAAAGGACUCACUCUAGGCACCUUGAGUCUCCACCUUCACCCAGAGAAGGGAAGAACACUGUAGGCUGA
Eimeria acervulina is the source of this 933-nucleotide messenger RNA. RefSeq lists its product as hypothetical. The record is from RefSeq and is a predicted model, not a curated record. NCBI's taxonomy places the organism in Eukaryota, Apicomplexa, Conoidasida, Eucoccidiorida, Eimeriidae. The transcript has 4 exons. Bases 1 to 933 code for a protein of 310 amino acids.